This is a messenger RNA of Gymnogyps californianus (California condor), 633 nucleotides long. RefSeq names its product nuclear receptor 2C2 associated protein (gene NR2C2AP). The record is from RefSeq and is a predicted model, not a curated record. The transcript is spliced from 5 exons. Lineage: Eukaryota; Metazoa; Chordata; Aves; Accipitriformes; Cathartidae. The coding region runs from base 1 to 423 and encodes 140 amino acids.
AUGCCCGUGGAGCCCCUGAUCUGCGCCGACACGGCCACGCGGGUGAGCUCCGUGCUUAACCGGGACGUGAAACAGUUUGGGAAGAAGCACAUGUUCGACGCGAGCGAGGAGACGUGCUGGAACUCGGACCAGGGCCCGUGCCAGUGGGUCACCCUGGAUUUCGCCCGCACCGUCAAGGUCUCGCAGCUCCACAUCCAGUUCCAGGGGGGAUUCUCCAGCCGGCUGUGCACGCUGGAAGGCUGCAGAACAGGCGAAGAACCAGUGAAAAUAGCCGACCUGUACCCCGAGGACAUCAACGCCAUGCAGAGAUUCCAGGUGGAGGAGACGGUGCUGGAUAAGCUGAAGAUCACCUUUGAGAACAGCACUGACUUCUUCGGGAGGAUCGUGGUGUACCACCUCGGGGUGCUGGGGGAGAGGCUCUAGGGUAGUGGCGAGGGACAGCGUGGGGGGCCGCUCCCCCAUCGCCUGCGUUCCCCCAUGGGGAAAACAGGACAGCAAACCCUGCCAGGGGGGACGUGCUGCCCUCAAUUGCACCCCGAGGCGCUGAGAGGGGCCCCCCACCCCACGGGAUGGCAGUGACAGAGGGACACUGGUGCAGAGAUCCACGUGCUGGACUUCGGAGCCUUUGGUGGG